AUUAAUAUAUAACAUAUGCAUAUUAUGUUAAAUUUAACACAAAUUUUUGAACUUUGUACGGAUGACAAGACGAUUCGCGGAGCGUUGACAGCUGUCAUCUUUUUCUCUCUUUCUCUUUUUCUUUGCUAUUUUUCCCCGACAAUUGAUUUCCGAUCGACAGGAUCGGAAAAAAACCGCGGAUAAUGUCCACCGUUCCACAAAGGUCUGCAGAAGAAACAGCUCGACGUUAUUCUUCUUUCUCGGUAAGUCGAUGAUCUCUCUUUAUAUUAGAGACAAAUCAGCAUUUCUGUCUGCGUGUAUGGAUUUUUCGCAAAGAUAUCUGUCAUUCCACUGGUGAACAUCAGCGUCGUGGAAGGGAGGCCCGCCGAAUUACCAUGUGACAUCACUCCUCCUGGCGAGGACACGCUGCACAUGGUUUUCUGGUUUAAAGACGAGGCCGGAGUACCGCUGUACACGAUUGACGCGCGAGAUAAACCAGUGACGAAGGCGCACCAUUCAUCGGACGCCGGCGUUUUCGGUCCACGGGCCUUUUUCCGAACCACUUUCCCGAGCCCGGCGGUUCUGGUGAUCGACGAUAUAAAGCGGCACGACGCGGCGACAUACCGAUGCAGAGUGGAUUUCCGGAAGGGUCAGACGCGCAGCUUCCGAUACAAUUUGACCGUGAUCGUUCCGCCAGAGCAGCCAACCAUCUUGGAUCGGUGGGGUCGCAUCUUGAACGGCACAGCUGGCCCUUACGAGGAAGGCGAUGCACCGUAUCUCACGUGUCGCGUCACGGGCGGAAAACCGCAACCUAUGGUCAGAUGGCUCAUAAAUGGCCGGGUGAAGGACGAACAGUACGAGAAUAAUGCUGGCGAUGUGAUCGAAAACAAAUUAGCGCUACAACCUAUUACUCGGGCCGAUCUUGGUUCAAACUUCACCUGCGAAGCUCGAAAUACGGAUUUGGUGGAGCCGAAGGAGACCUCGAUUUCGUUGGAUCUCAAUCUAAAACCUCUAGCUGUGGUCAUAAGAAGGCCGGGCAGGAAGGGAAUCGGCAACGAGUCCCUCCUGGCGGGGAAGCGAUACGAUAUGGAGUGCGAGACUACUGGUUCAAGGCCACCCGCGGUGAUAACUUGGUACAAGGGCCGGAGAAGACAACUAAAGCACACGACGGAGGAAAGAUCGGAGAAUCGAACCGUCAGCACGGUGGAGUUCGAGCCGGGUGUGGAGGAUCAUGGGAAAUCUAUCACCUGCCGGGCGGAGAAUCCAAACGUGACCGGACUCUACGUCGAGAAGUCCUGGAAGAUCGACGUCGUGUAUCCGCCGAUAGUAUCGUUAAACCUCGGAUCGACCUUAAGCCCAGAAGACAUUAAAGAAGGGGAUGACGUGUAUUUUGAGUGCCACAUCAGAGCCAAUCCUCCCUGGUCGAAGCUUGUCUGGAUACACGACAAUCAAAUUCUGGCGCAUAACACGUCGGCGAGGAUCAUCUGGUCGAAUCAAAGCCUCGUCCUGCAAAGCGUGACAAGGAGCAGCGCAGGAAAAUACAUUUGCGCAGCAACGAAUGACUUGAAUGAGACGCGAAGCGAGCCGCUGCACUUUCGCGUUAAAUUCGCGCCGGUGUGCAAGGAGGAUCGGAUCAUAGUGGUCGGCGCGUCAAGGGGCGAGUCGCUCGACAUCGCCUGUAGGGUCGAGGCCGAUCCGCCGGCGCACAAUUUCCGGUGGAAAUUCAACAACAGCGGCGAGACCCUGGAGGUAUUGCCCGGUAGGUUCUCCAUGGAGAAGUCGAGCGGCGUCAGCGUGCUGAGAUACACGCCGACCACCGAGCUGGAUUACGGUACCCUCUCAUGCUGGGCGGACAAUCUCGUCGGUACCCAAUCGAGGCCGUGUCUGUUCCAGCUGGUAGCGGCUGGAAAACCAUUUUCGGUACGCAAUUGCACUCUGGCGAACCAGACUUAUACCAGCGUGGAGGUGAAGUGCGUGCCAGGAUACGACGGCGGAUUGCCGCAGAAAUUCGUCCUGGAAGUCUAUCACGGCGACGUGGACUUCCUCACCAGCAGCCAGCCUCUCUACAACGUCUCCAACCCGGACGAGCCGACCUUUGCCCUCGCCGGGCUGGAGGCCUCGGUCGAGCUCGGGGUCCACGUGGCGGUUUAUGCGGUCAACGCCAAGGGACGAAGUCAACCUGUCACCCUCAGCGAGGUCACCUAUCGCGACGCCGAAAAACGAACCGGUCAGGACGCCGGAAUCGUGUUAUCGCCACUGAUAGGCGUUGUGGUCGGCGCUCUGGUGACUUUGGUUCUCAUCAUCCUGGUCGUGGUGGUCAGAGUACGUCGGGAACGCGUGGCGAAGCCGCGGCACGAGAAACCAGCGGAACUCAGCGAGCUGCCGUCCCAACAAUAUCCCAUGCAGAACUCCCAGCAGACUGUGGAGACUGAUCCCGACGUGAUCCCAAACAAGUUCGAGGGUAAUCUCGUGGAGGUCAGCCCGCCGAGUUACCCGGGCGGUUAUCCCCCGGGGCACUGGGUCACGCCUGGACCUACGCCAAGCAUAGACGAGCUCUGUCACAAGUUCACGGGGCGGCCGACGGAGCUGAGGCUACCGUCCAGAAGCACGAUACCGAAUCUGCCGGGGAUGCCGGUGACGGGGGUGAUGGUGGGCGCCGGCCAGGGCGUCGUCAUCGGCGGCGCCCAGGGUGUCGUCGUCGGCGGAGGUCAGGGUGUCAUCGUGGCGGGCGAGUGCCUCGAUGGGGAGGCGAUCAAGCGAAGACUGAUGGCCAACAGACUGCCGGAGAGUUGCGUCUAGACUCUCCCGUCAUCGUCGUCGUCGUCCUAGCCCCCAUUCUUCUAGAGGGAUGUAACUACCUAGCUGCUCUCCGGGAAGAAAAACACUUGUCAACCAAGAGUAUCCAAGAGCAAUUUUGCAGAGGGAGAGAAGGAGAGACCUGUCGUGGAGAGACGUUUACAUUGUCCGCUUUCGUGACAGCCGUCUGUUUAGCUUUAACGUGUGUUUACGGUAUAAUACGGUGCUCGAUCGAAACUCGGCGAAACUCCGGUGUUGGGAUACGGAGACGAUGGGGUUUCCAAGCGCGGCGAUCAAUAGCGGACCCGCGUGGGGUUACGUGUCGCGGAUUCCGCAUUAUUACGUGUCUCGCGAACGAGCGAUUGAUUUUCUGGCACGCGAACCGGAAUCAUCGGGAAAUGUGGUCAUCGUCAUGGGCGGCCGCAGGGAGGGCGACGACAAGAGAUGAGGGCAUUGCCCCCCUUUUGGAAUCAGAAAAUAGAUUAAGAUUUGCACUGGGAUUUUUUUGCAAUUUUAUUUCAUAUAAAAAUAUUGAAAUAAAAAAAUGAACAAAGAAUAAUAAGAAAAAAAACCAUGCUUCUCCUUGCGGUCAUUGUCAUAGACGGCCGCAGGGGCGCACGAGGGGGCAUUGCCCCCUUCUAGGAGUCAGGAGAUUAAGAUUUGUACUAGGAUUUUUUUGCAAUUUUAUUUCACAUAAAAAUAUUGAAAUAAAAAAAUUAACAAAGAAUAAUAAGAAAAAAAAACCAUGCUCCUCUUUGCUGUCGUCGUCAUAGACGGCCGCAGGGGGGCAAGAGGGGGCAUUGCCCCCCUCUUGGGUCAGUAAAAAGAUCAAGCAUUAACAAAGAUUAAUAAGAAAAAAAAAAUAUGAUGCCUCUCCCUGCGGUCAUCAUCAUGAACGGUCGCAGAGGGGGCAAAAGGGGGCAUUGCCCCCCUCUUGGAAUCAGGAAAAAGAUUACGGUUUGCACUGGGAUUUUUUUGCAAUUUUAUUUCAUAUAAAAAUAUUGAAAUAAAAAAAUUAACAAAGAAUAAUAAGAAAAAAAACCAUGCUCCUCUUUGCUGUCAUCGUAAUAGACGGCCGCAGGGGGGCAAGAGGGGGCAGUGCCCCCCUCUUCGGUCAGUAAAAAGAUCAAGCAUUAACAAAGAUUAAUAAGAAAAAAAAAAUAUGAUGCCUCUCCCUGCGGUCAUCAUCAUGAACGGUCGCAGAGGGGGCAAAAGGGGGCAUUGCCCCCCUCUUGGAAUCAGGAAAAAGAUUAAGAUUUGCACUGGGAUUUUUUUGCAAUUUUAUUUCAUAUAAAAAUAUUGAAAUAAAUCAAUUAACAAAGAAUAAUAAGAAAAAAAAACCAUGCUCCUCUUUGCUGUCAUCGUCAUAGACGGCCGCAGGGGGGCAAGAGGGGGCAUUGCCCCCCUCUUGGGUCAGUAAAAAGAUCAAGCAUUAACAAAGAUUAAUAAGAAAAAAAAAAUAUGAUGCCUCUCCCUGCGGUCAUCAUCAUGAACGGUCGCAGAGGGGGCAAAAGGGGCAUUGCCCCCCUCUUGGAAUCAGGAAAAAGAUUAAGAUUUGCACUGGGAUUUUUUUGCAAUUUUAUUUCAUAUAAAAAUAUUGAAAUAAAUCAAUUAACAAAGAAUAAUAAGAAAAAAAAACCAUGCUCCUCUUUGCUGUCGUCGUCAUAGACGGCCGCAGGGGGGCAAGAGGGGGCAUGGCCCCCCUCUUGGGUCAGUAAAAAGAUCAAGCAUUAACAAAGAUUAAUAA
Nylanderia fulva is the source of this 4522-nucleotide messenger RNA. NCBI's taxonomy places the organism in Eukaryota, Metazoa, Arthropoda, Insecta, Hymenoptera, Formicidae. The record is from RefSeq and is a predicted model, not a curated record.